This is a messenger RNA of Armigeres subalbatus, 1886 nucleotides long. Its product is annotated as spliceosome-associated protein CWC27 homolog. Gene Ontology annotation, cellular component: catalytic step 2 spliceosome. Gene Ontology annotation, biological process: protein folding; protein peptidyl-prolyl isomerization. Gene Ontology annotation, molecular function: peptidyl-prolyl cis-trans isomerase activity. Lineage: Eukaryota; Metazoa; Arthropoda; Insecta; Diptera; Culicidae. The transcript has 4 exons. Bases 128 to 1582 code for a protein of 484 amino acids. The record is from RefSeq and is a predicted model, not a curated record.
AACAAAGACGCAAACAAAAACAGAACACUGUUCGCAUUUUUAUUUACUGGCUUAGAAAGUUAUUUCCAAAAGAAAUAAAUAAAAAUAUCGUUGAAAUAAGUGUAAUUCUGUCAAAAAACGUACUACAAUGAGUAAUAUUUACAUACAAGAACCGCCAACAUCUGGAAAGAUUUUACUGAAAACCACCGUCGGUGAUAUUGACAUCGAACUCUGGUCACGCGAGUGUCCGUUAGCAUGCCGAAACUUUGUCCAACUGUGCAUGGAAGGAUACUACGAUGGAACGUUAUUCCACCGGGUGGUGCGCGGCUUCAUUGUGCAAGGUGGCGAUCCGAAUGGAGACGGUAGCGGAGGUGAAUCGAUCUACGGGCACCCGUUUCGCGAUGAGUUCCACUCGCGGUUGCGCUUCAUGCGGCGUGGUUUGGUGGCGAUGGCCAACUCCGGUAAGCAUGAUAAUGGUUCGCAAUUUUUCUUUACGCUGGGGGCCACACCGGAACUACAGAACAUGCACACACUGUUCGGGAAGGUGGCCGGCGAUACGAUUUACAACAUGCUCAAACUGGAGGAAGGGGAGGUUUACGAGAAUGAGCGACCACAUUUCCCCCAUAAGAUUAUCAAGGCCGAGAUUCUGAGCAAUCCUUUUCCGGACAUUGUUCCGAGAGUGCUGAAGGUGAAAAAGUCAAGCGAGGCAAAGGAAAAGAAAAAGAAGGAGAAGGGAGUUAAAAAUUUUGGACUUCUUUCGUUUGGCGAUGAAGCGGAAGAGGAGGAGCAGGAAACGACGCAGUUUGUGCAGCGCAAUUUUUCGGGAAAAGGCAAGAGCUCACACGACGUAUUGGAUGAUCCGCGGUUGAGCAAGCAAGCGAUCGAUGUGAAGGAACAGAAAGCUAAAAGCCGAAAGGAAUCGAGCUCUGAUUCGGAAGGUAAAGGUACAAGUCACAGGGAAUCAGAUCGCGACAAGGAACUGGUUUUGCAGGAAGCCAAGAGCAUCAGGGAUAAGCUGAAGACAAAGAACAAAGAGCAACCCAAACUCCCAUCAUCGUCCGAUUCAGAUUCAGAUUUUGGCCUGGAAAGCGAACGGAAAAAGGUUAAGCAAGAACAAGCUGCCAAAAUACGAGAAGAAAUCAGUAAACUGAAAAAAGAUUAUCAAUCAGAUAAGAAAAAAGAGCGGCAGCAGGAAGAAAAAGUUGAAAAAAAGAAUGAAGCAAAAAGUGAAGUUAUGAAGGAAUUUCUUUCGGUGCAGGAACAGUAUUCUGAGAAAACAAAACAGCUACCGAAGAAAGGCAGUUCAAGGGAAAAUUUUACGCUUCAAUUGUUGGAGAAGUUCAAAAACAAAUUACACACAAUUAAAGAUCAUGCCGACGACGAGGAAGCCAGUGGCAGCAAGGAAGACACAAAUGAAGAAGAGGACAUUCAAGGAGAUAAUUGGUUGUCACAUCGAUUGCAGUUUGAGAAGAGCGAUCCCAUUUUAGCGAAGGAUGCUGCAACUAAAGAUGAUGAUUGGUAUGACGUUUACGAUCCAAGGAAUCCGCUGAACAAACGGAAACGUGGCGAAAAAAUUGAACGAAAGGACAAACCCAAGAAAUAAAGACAUUGGGAUGUUCCCUUCCGAUAUGGCUCCAUAAUAGUGGUUAAUGCAGCCGACGCCAUCUUCACCAGCAACCGUAAUAAGUAAAAUAAUAGCUUACCAAUUUACCGGGAUCACAAUCCACACCAGCCAGUUAGCCUGCGGAAUCGCCAAAUCAGCGGAAGCAAAGAUCACUAGCGAUCGAACGAAAAUGUGGUCAACUUCAACCGUCGUGUAAAAUAAACUCCGUUCCACCGAAACCGUGCCAAUUAGCAGUUGUUUUUCAAUCCUGAAUAAUAAAAUAAAAAGACAAACGUUAAAACAA